Uloborus diversus is the source of this 2310-nucleotide messenger RNA. Its product is annotated as DNA polymerase kappa-like. Gene Ontology annotation, molecular function: DNA-directed DNA polymerase activity; damaged DNA binding. Gene Ontology annotation, cellular component: nucleus. NCBI's taxonomy places the organism in Eukaryota, Metazoa, Arthropoda, Arachnida, Araneae, Uloboridae. The coding region runs from base 200 to 2233 and encodes 677 amino acids. The record is from RefSeq and is a predicted model, not a curated record. The transcript has 10 exons. Gene Ontology annotation, biological process: error-prone translesion synthesis.
CUUCAUCUUCAUCAAAAUAUUGCAGCAAAAGCAAUCAUAUGGGGACUUUUUCGAGGAGAGAACACAAAGGCAAUAUCAUUCAAAAUAGCAACUGCUAACCACUAACUAGCGUAGUAAAUAAUUUGGGAGUUUAUCUCAAAAGUGUCAUAGUAUAGCACCAAAGAGUCUUAUUGAAAACGUAUAAUUUUUCGGACUUAUCAUGGAAACGGAAAACUCAUCUUCAACGACUGGUUUAAAAACCAUGCAAUUGAAUGAUCAAAAGGCUGGAAUGCAAGGAUUAAAUAAAGAAGCCAUUAAUAAAGUUAUUUACGAAGCAUCCAAAGGAACUCCAUAUUUUGCUUUUCAAGAAAAAAGACAGAGAUCUAUUGAUUCUAAAGUUAACGAAUUAUUAGCAAAUCUUAAGAAAAUUAAUGAAUUUCAAAGAAAAGAUUCCUUAGAAAAGAUGUCGGCAUUGGGGUCAGCUUUAGAAGCAGAACGAGACUUGACCCACUCAAUAGUUCACAUCGACAUGGAUGCCUUUUAUGCUGCAGUUGAAAUGUUAGAUGAUCCAGGUCUCAAAGAAAAGCCUAUGGCUGUUGGCUCUUCAUCUAUGCUGUCAACAUCAAAUUAUCAAGCUAGAAAAUAUGGUGUGCGUGCAGCUAUGCCUGGAUUUAUAGCAAAAAGAUUAUGUCCAGAGCUUGUUAUAGUCCCCUGCAAUUUUGAUAAAUACAGAAAAGUUAGCCAUAAAAUAAGAGAUAUUUUAAAAACCUAUGAUCCAGAUUUUAGCCCUGCAAGCUUGGAUGAAGCAUACUUGGAUUUAACUAUGUACAUAAAGGAUAAAUAUCGCAAACAGCUCCACCUUGAAUACUGUUUGAAAAAGAAUUUUUGUGAAUUUUUUUCUGAUGAAGAAAAUGAUCCUCUUUCUCAGUCUAAUUACGAAAAUUGCAUCACUUGUAGCCAGCCAAUCAGUUUUGAAAAAAGGGAUGAAAUGGCCUAUGACAUUGUUGAAGAAAUAAGAAAACAGAUAUAUGAAACUACUCAACUCACUGCAAGUGCAGGCAUAGCGCCAAAUACAAUGCUAGCAAAAGUAUGCUCUGAUCAAAACAAACCAAAUGGUCAAUACCAAAUAUGUUCAACAGUGGAGGCUGUGAAAUCUUUCAUUUCAACUUUGCCUGUCAAAAAAAUUUCUGGUAUAGGUCCAGUUCAAGGCCAAAUUCUAAAUGCAAUUGGAAUUCAUACGUGUGCUGACAUAUGGGAGAAAAGGGACAUUGUUGGUGUUUUGUUCUCUACCAUAUCUGUAGAUUUUUAUAUCAGAGUAGGUUUAGGCAUAGGAAGCACUACUGUAAAAAGUGAUUACGUUAGAAAAAGUAUAGGAGUUGAGCAUACAUUUAAAGACACACAUCAGCGUGAUGAACUAUACAAACGGUGUAUGGAUCUCUGUGAAGAAAUGAUAGAAGAUCUCAAAUCACGUAAAUUGAUGGGUAAAGUUGUGGUUCUGAAAAUUAAGACGUCUAAUUUCGAAACCCAUACAAGAAAUCAUUCUUUAGCAUACCAUACUGAUGAUCAAGAAAUAAUUUGUAAGGCAGCCAAGAAACUACUGGAUUUUGAAAUUUCAGCUAGCGCUCCUCAUCCACUUACACUCCGACUAAUGGGCAUACGAAUGGAAAAGUUGAUGCCUGAAGGGGAACUGCCAAAUAGUGAGAAACAACCUGUUAAGUUGACAGAUUUUUUGCAGGCCAUGUCCACAAAAGUGCCAAGUCCUUCAAAACUGCUUCAAACUUUUACUUGCCCAAUCUGUCAAGAGAAAUAUGAAACGUAUUCUAAAGCAUUUAACGAACAUGUAAACACCUGCUUAAAGGAUAAAAAGCAGCUUCAAACGGUUAAUCAAGCAGAGCAUGAAAACACUGAAAGUCUAGAGUUAAACAUAUCCACAAAUAUAUCAACAGCUAAUAAUUCUGUUGCAGAACUUUCUGUUGAUGCUUCUGUUCUAAGUGAUACAGAUAACAGUGCUGUUUUCAAUGAUUGUUUAACAAGCUAUUCUUGUCCUGUGUGCAUGUUGAAUCAAAAUGUGACUAGCUUAGCCGAACUAAAUGUACACAUUGACAACUGUUUAAACAGAGUUGCUAUCAAAGAAAUCUUAUCAAAUGACAUUGCAGUAAACAAAAAAAGGAAGCUGCACUUCAAAGAAUUUGGGAGCAACAAAUUGUCAAAAAUGGACAAUAAAAUGAAGAGGAUAGAUGAAUAUUUCCAGUGAAAUUUUUGUAUCAUAAGCAAGUCACAUUAAUUGUAUAUUUUAGAGUUAAUAAUUUAAUUCUGUUAUAUUUUAAAUUA